Molecule: messenger RNA, 1882 nt
Organism: Durio zibethinus
Lineage: Eukaryota; Viridiplantae; Streptophyta; Magnoliopsida; Malvales; Malvaceae
Product: NAC domain-containing protein 100-like
Biological process (GO): regulation of DNA-templated transcription
Molecular function (GO): DNA binding
Source: RefSeq, a predicted model, not a curated record
ACCUAAAAUCGAAUUUAGAUGCAUGAUCUUUGAGAUUAGCUGUCUCUUGUAAAAAAUUUAGGGGGAUAGAAUAGAAAUAUCAUUAUUAUCACAAGUAUUAUUGCAUAUGUAAAAGUUCAUUUGAGAGAAGGGAUGGGGGAAGGUGGAGCUGGCCAAAACAACAAACCAAGUUGCCUUACAUGCCACGUUUCUUUCCCUUCACACACCAGUAUUUAGGGGCUUUUGUUGCUCAUGCUGCUUUUUCUCUUAACACCUCCCCAUCUUCAAGGUUUAUUGCUUUUUAGUUCCAUGGCGUUCCUCUUUUUCUCUGAAUCGUUUAUUUUUUUUUCCUAACUUCUCUUAACUUUAUAUAAGCUUUCUUCUCCUCCCUUUGCUGUAUCACUUUCCAUUUGAAUAUUUUCAGUUCUUUAGUUGCUUUUGUUUUCUCUGCCAGGUGCUUUGGACAAUAAGAAUUUCAGCUGUCUGGUCAGUUGAUAUAUAUAUAUAUAUAUAUAUAUAUAUAUAUAGAGAGAGAGAGAGAGAGAGAGGUUAUAAGGGUGUGCUUUGUUGGGAUUUUAAGCUGGAUUUUGGGUGGGUUUUUGCAGCUUGUUGAUUGGAAUCAAACCAAGAUUGUGAAACUGAAGGUUUUAGGUGAAAGGGGCAAUAGGGUUUUAGCUUCUUCCAGGAAUGGCAAACAUUGUUGUAGUUGGUCAGGAAGAUGAUCAGAUGAAUUUGCCUCCGGGUUUCCGGUUUCAUCCAACUGAUGAAGAGCUUAUUUCUCACUACUUGUACAAGAAGGUUCUUGACAUCAACUUCAGCGCUAGAGCUAUUGGAGAGGUGGAUUUGAACAAGUCUGAGCCCUGGGACUUGCCAUGGAAAGCGAAAAUGGGAGAGAAAGAAUGGUACUUUUUCUGUGUGAGAGACAAAAAAUACCCUACUGGUCUAAGGACUAAUAGGGCUACCAAUUCUGGCUACUGGAAAGCCACAGGGAAAGAUAAGGAGAUUUACAGAGGAAAAUCAUUGGUUGGAAUGAAGAAAACUCUUGUUUUCUACAAGGGUAGAGCUCCAAAAGGAGAGAAAACCAACUGGGUCAUGCAUGAAUACAGAGUGGAAGGCAAAUACUCUGUCCACAACCUCCCUAAAACUGCCAAGAACGAGUGGGUGAUUUGCAGGGUAUUCCAAAAGAGUUCUGAUGGGAAGAAAACCCAUAUUUCAGGUAUGGUUAGGAUGGGUUCUUUUGGUAAUGAGUUGGGUCCUGCUGGUCUACCACCAUUAAUGGAAUCUUCACCAUGCAAUGGCAAGAGCAAACCUGUUGCCGAAUUGGCUUACGUGCCCUGCUUCUCCAAUCCUAUUGAUGUUCAAGAAGACACAAUCGGGAAUUUCAAUAGCCCUCUUCUUCCUGUUUCUUCAAAUCCUACAGACAUUUUCCCACUUUCAAACUCCUUUUACUCUGCUCAAGCAAUCCCUUCCCUAUCAAAUUUUCAAUUCCCUGGCUCUGUUUUAAUGCAAGACCAAUCAAUCCUGAGGGCCUUAAUUGAAAGCCAUGGAUCAAACAUAAGGCAGGAUUUCAAAACAGAGAGGGAGAUGGUUAGUGUUUCACAAGAAACAGUUUUAACCACUGAUAUUAACAAUGAAAUCUCUUCUGUCGUAUCGAAUCUCGAAAUGGGAAAGAGGCCAUUCGACGAUCAAGAAGCCCCUUCUACUUCGGCUGGACCACUGGACCUUGAUUGUUUUUGGCAUUACUGAAAUCAGAAACAGCAGCAUUUGAAGAUUAAUUCGACCUUCAGUUACUAUUAUUGUCUGGAAAAGAUGGUGUCAGUCUGUGUAUAGAUUUUCUUUAGGUCUAAAUAAAAUUAUGUAUUAUAAAUUUAUAAUGAAAUUACCAUGUUAGAAAACUUGAAUU